This is a messenger RNA of Penicilliopsis zonata CBS 506.65, 3153 nucleotides long. RefSeq lists its product as hypothetical. The record is from RefSeq and is a predicted model, not a curated record. Gene Ontology annotation, molecular function: ATP binding; P-type calcium transporter activity; ATP hydrolysis activity. Gene Ontology annotation, biological process: intracellular calcium ion homeostasis; calcium ion transmembrane transport. Gene Ontology annotation, cellular component: plasma membrane. The coding region runs from base 79 to 2979 and encodes 966 amino acids. The transcript is spliced from 4 exons. NCBI's taxonomy places the organism in Eukaryota, Fungi, Ascomycota, Eurotiomycetes, Eurotiales, Aspergillaceae.
GUCGAAGCAGCCUCUCGCCUGGAGCGAGAUGGACCCAACCGGGUCCGAGAAAUGGACACUGUAUCGAUAUGGAAGAUCAUGUUGAGGCAAGUUUCCAACAGUUUAACCUUAGUUCUCGUUCUCACCAUGGGGCUGUCCUUUGGAAUCAACGACUACGUCGAAGGCGGCGUUGUCACUGCCGUCAUCCUACUGAAUGUUGUCGUUGGGUUCCUUCAAGAUUACCGUGCCGAACAAACGAUUCUUUCCUUGCACCAUCUGUCGGCUCCGACAUGUAAGGUCAUCCGGGAUGGACGUGUCGCUUCUGUCAAGGCGGAAUCUCUCGUCGUCGGGGAUGUCGUCCAGCUGGCCGUGGGUGAUAUUGUUCCAGCAGAUGUGCGACUGUUUGAUGGAAUGAAUGCCGCGACGGACGAGGCGAUGCUGACUGGCGAGUCUCUCCCUGUGACAAAGACACCCACCACCACCUUUUCGUCUCGAGAGAUCCCCAUCGGGGAUAGGACAAACAUGGCCUACUCCGGCUGCAGCAUGACCCAAGGCCGUGCCCGGGGAAUCGUCACCGCCACAGGAAUGAAGACGGAGGUCGGCAAGAUCGCUCAGCUGCUCCAAGAACAGGCGUAUGAUGGCAGUGACGAUUUGAACCCGGUGAUGCGAUUCCUCCAUCGAUCCAAGGAGACCGCCAGGAGUAUUCUCGGGCUAGUCGGUACGCCAUUGCAGGUGAAGCUGAGCAAGUUCGCCCUUCUCCUCUUUGCCCUCGCCAUCCUCCUCGCCGUCAUCGUUUUCUCCGUCAAUCUUUGGGAUAUCAAGGGCGAAGUUUUGAUAUACGGCAUCUGUGUCGCCGUUGCCGUCAUCCCGGAGUCACUCAUCGCUGUCCUCACCAUCACCGUCGCCGUAGGGACCAAGUCCAUGGCGAAAGGCAAUGUCGUCGUCCGGAAACUCCAGUGUCUCGAGGCAGUCGGCGGUGUAACAAACAUUUGUUCGGACAAGACUGGGACUCUGACGCAGGGGAAGAUGGUUGCGCGAUCGGCGUGGAUCCCAGACGGAGGAAACCUGUUCGUUCACCAGACGACCAACCCUUACGACCCAACUAGGGGAGUCGUGGACUUUGAUGGGACCUCCUGCAACCCAGAUGAGUUACGGAAUCACAGAUUAGUGGGGAAAUUCCUGACUGCCAUUUCAUUGUGUAAUCUGGCGGUUGUACAGAAGAAGGGGGCCCCGUCGAGAAGCGAGAACGAAAGGGUCGCUGCCGAUGAGAAUGAGUGGACUGCGGUUGGGGAGCCCACUGAGAUUGCUCUGCAGGUUCUGGCCAUGCGGUUCCAAUGCGGGAAGCCCUCGCUACUUGACGAGAGGCAGAUGAGUCUUCGGACAGAGUACCCAUUUGACUCUGCGAUCAAGAGGAUGACUGUCAUCUACGAACUUGCCGAUAGGACCACCAAUGGAGUCUAUACCAAGGGAGCGCCGGAAGCGGUGCUUCCGUGCCUGGCCCUCGGCGAAAAGGACAAGGAAAUCCUCCAGGAGAAGGCAGACCGGAUGGCCGGGGAAGGCCUGAGGGUUCUCUGCGUGGCAUCCAAGGAGGUCUCCAGCACGGACAAACGCCCGCUGUCUGAUCGCAGCGCUGCGGAGACGAAUCUCCAGUUUGCCGGGCUGGUCGGAUUGUACGACCCGCCACGGAUUGAGACGGCUGCUGCAGUGCGCAAGUGCCAGAUGGCUGGCAUCACCGUGCACAUGUUGACGGGCGACCACAUCCGAACCGCGACGGCGAUCGCAGCGGAGGUCGGCAUCCUGGACGCAGUGGUUGGCAACAUCAAGUCCAGCCGGGUUGUCAUGGGGGCGGGCCAGUUCGAUCGAAUGACCGAGGCCGAGAUCGAUGCGAUCGAGCAGCUUCCCCUGGUGAUUGCACGGUGCAGCCCCGCGACCAAAGUCCGCAUGGUGGAGGCGAUGCACCGGCGCAAUGCCUUCUGCGUCAUGACGGGAGACGGCGUGAACGAUUCCCCCGCCCUGAAGCAUGCAGACGUCGGCAUUGCGAUGGGCAAGAACGGCAGCGAUGUGGCCAAGGAAGCGGCCGACAUGGUCCUGACCGACGACAACUUCUCCUCGAUCGUGCGGGCCGUCGAAGAAGGGAGAAGGCUGUUUGAUAAUAUUCAAAAGUUCCUCAUGCACCUGCUCAUCUCGAACAUCUCGCAAGUCAUCUUGCUGCUGGUUGCACUCGCCUUCAAGGACACGGAGAACAACUCGGUCUUCCCCUUGUCGCCGAUUGAGAUUCUAUGGGCGAAUCUGAUCACCUCGUCCUUUCUCGCUAUCGGGUUGGGCCUGGAAGAAGCCCAGCCGGACAUCAUGUACCGCCCACCGCACGACCUCCGCGUCGGGGUCUUCACGCGCGAGCUCAUCGUGGACAAGAUGAUAUACGGCACGUUCAUGGGCACGCUCUGCCUGCUGGCGUUUGUCUGUGUCAUCUACGGGGCGGCCUCCGGGUCCGCGUCCCUGGGCACCGACUGCAACCGGGCCUUGCACCCGUCGUGCCAUGUGGUCUUCCGGGCGCGCGCGACGACCUACGCGACGCUGACUUUUCUCCUGCUCAUCACCGCGUGGGAGGUGAAGCACUUCUCGCGCUCGCUCUUCCGGCUCGACCCCAUCCGCCACCCGGGGCGGUUCUCCGUCUUCCCGACCCUGUGGCGGAACCGGUUCCUGUUCUGGGCGGUCGUCGCCGGGUUCGUGGUGACGUUUCCCGUCAUCUACCUGCCUGUCGUCAACCGGGCGGUGUUCAUGCACCUGCCGAUUACCUGGGAAUGGGGCAUCGUGGUCGGCUGCAUGGCCGCUUACCUGGGGCUGGUGGAGAGCUGGAAGGCGAUGAAGCGGGCGCUGGGCAUCGGCAGCGGCAAACACGGCGCUGGCAUCACGCUGGAAGACGCCGAGACAAGGGCAGGGCUGUCUAUCCCCACGCCGCUGUCGCUGAGCGCGCAGGCGAGUGUGGAGAUGAAGGCGUAGAAAAGACCAGUAACGGAGUAGUGGGGGCGGUAUUAUUAUCAUUCUGGAGAUGCUGUUCAACACACCAUCUAGGAAGAGAAAUCGAAGGAAUCAACUUCCUCUCGACACAGUCGCUUAUGCUGUCUAGUAUCAAUUCGUGAUUAAUUCCUUGACUGUGUACUCUGGAGUAGUAAC